AUGACAACAGUUGCAAACCUCGCUAUGCUUGACCCAUCAGUCAUGGAGACCGCUAUCUAUGUAUUCAACACUACCUUCAGCCUAGCACCAGCCUCAAAUCCACACCCAGGCCCGGAAGUCAAGACUAUUUUUCAGCGAAGAGAUCUCUUCUCGAGAGCGGGCAAUUCUACUAAAAAUGCCUCGCAGUGGCUGGAUUCGGCAUACGACGAUGAUGGAUGGUGGGCCCUUGCUUGGAUUGCUGCAUACGAUGUCACUGGGAAUAAUGACUACCUGAGGCUGGCAGAGGGAAUUUUCGCGGCUUUGACUGCGGCAUGGGGUACGAACUGUGGAGGGGGUGGUCUACCGUGGAAUCCCGCAAGUACAUACGUGAAUGCCAUCACGAACGAACUCUUUCUCUCAGUUGCUGCGCAUUUAGCGAACCGUGUGCCAUCCAGGCGGAAAGAGUAUAUUGGGUGGGCCCAGCGGGAAUGGGACUGGUUCUCGGUUCAAGGCUUCAUGAACGAGAACCACACUAUUAAUGAUGGGCUGUUGGAUAAUUGCCAGAACAAUGGUCAAACUUCAUGGUCCUACAACCAAGGAGUGAUUCUCGGAGGCCUCGUUGAACUGAACAAGGCCACACCCGAUGCUACAUUGCUGGAAUCCGCAAACACGAUCGCCCAAGCUGCCAUCGCAACUCUUGCGGACUCAAACAUGGUCAUCCAUGAUUCAUGCGAACCCAACAAUUGUGCUCCAGACGCAACCCAGUUCAAGGGCGUUUUUAUUCGCAAUCUACACAUGCUGCAGCGAGUAUCUCCCAACCUAAUCUACAAGCAAGUUAUUGACAGCUGCGCGCGGAGUAUUUGGGCAAACGACCGGAGCUCGCAGAACCAACUGGGUGUUGAUUGGGCUGGACCCUUCCAGGAUCCGGCGGAUAUGUCAACUCAUAGCUCAGCAAUGGACGCACUGGUUGCUGCUAUCGGGGGAUAA
Penicillium daleae is the source of this 966-nucleotide messenger RNA. RefSeq lists its product as uncharacterized. Lineage: Eukaryota; Fungi; Ascomycota; Eurotiomycetes; Eurotiales; Aspergillaceae. The coding region runs from base 1 to 966 and encodes 321 amino acids. Gene Ontology annotation, biological process: carbohydrate metabolic process. The transcript is spliced from 3 exons. The record is from RefSeq and is a predicted model, not a curated record.